Messenger RNA from Rhizophagus irregularis DAOM 181602=DAOM 197198, 631 nucleotides. Lineage: Eukaryota; Fungi; Glomeromycota; Glomeromycetes; Glomerales; Glomeraceae. The record is from RefSeq and is a predicted model, not a curated record.
CAUAAAUACAAUAUGCUUUACUUGAGAUUAUAUUAACCAUUCCUUUUGUUUUUUAUUUCAAAAAUAGUCGGCAAAUUUACUUUCAUUCAUUAUCUACUAUAUUGCACAUAAUCCAAAUGUGAAAAAGAAAAUGUUAGAAGAAAUUGAUAGUAUAUUCCAAGGUGAUAAAAUGCGAUCAAUUACUAAAGAAGAUUAUUAUAGUUUAAAAUAUUGUGAAGCAAUUGUAAAAGAAGUAGCUCGCAUUCUUCCAACUAUGCGCUUUUCAAGAUAUACUGAUAAACCUAGUGAAAUAGCAGGAUAUCGAUGGCCAGCUGACACAAUGUUUCAAAUUAAUGUUAGUGCCAUUCAUAAUAACGAUGAUUAUUGGAAAGAACCUAAUAAAUUUAACCCUGAUAGAUGGAUGGAUGAAAAUUUUGAACCAAAAAAGUAUACUUAUAUCGUGUUUGGUGAAGGAUUAAGACUAUGUCCAGGAAGAAAGUUAGCAAUGAUUGAAGUAGUUUGUUUGAUGGCUUUAUUGUUUAGAAAUUAUGAAAUUAAUUUAGUAGAUAUGAAUUCUCCUAUUAAAACUAUGAGUGACGGUAUUUUAAUUUCUUGUGUCGAAUUAUUAGUUGAAAUUAAACCAAGAAAUUGA